AUAGAAGAAUUCAAAACAUAUUACGGUAACAAAAUUUUAAGUGUUAAAAUCAAGAACUGAAAUACAUAGCUUUAAAAAAAUUUCACAGGAAUUAAAACGAAAACCACAAAGAAAUAUUAACAAAUCAGAAAGUGGUUUUAACAGCAAUCCAAACCGACAAAAAGGUCUUUCAAGAUGGAUUUUUACUUCGUUAUUUUCUCCACAAUAUUUGCCCUAUUGAUCAGCUAUCUACGCUACAAAUAUCAAUAUUGGAAGCUACUUGGCGUACCCCAGCUCAAGAUGAAUUAUUUCCUUGGAAACCUCUUCCGCAUAAAAUCCAUACAUAAAACCGAACUUUUAAAUGAAGCGUAUCAGGAGUUUCGUGGUAAAGCAAAAUUAGUCGGUACAUACAUUUUCACGAAACCUAUAGCCAUUGCACUAGACUUAGACUUCGUGAAGUCUGUGCUAAUCAAAGAUUUCAAUAAAUUCAUCGAUCGCUUCGAACAACGUAAGACAGUAGUCAGCGUUGUUCAUCAGCAUCUGUUUCGUCUGGAAGGCGCAAAGUGGCGUCCAUUGCGCUCAAAACUUACACCGACCUUUACAUCGGCGAAAAUGAAGUAUAUGUUUCCCACGCUAUUAAAGGUGGCACAACAAUUGGAAGAAGCUUUCAACAAACAGUUGACUAAGGCAUCGAGUGAUGAAGUAGAACUGCACGAUUUGAUGAGUCGUUAUACAACCGAUGUGAUUGGUCAUUGUGCCUUCGGUGUUGAGUGCAAUAGCUUGAAGGAUCCAAAUGUGGUAUUUCGUCGCAUAGGACAUCGCAUGUUCUAUCCAGAUUUUGUAUCCAUACGUCUACGUACAUUUAUGCUUACAUACCCCGCUAUCUUCAAAUAUCUAAAAUUUUUCGAUAUCAAAGAAGUUCCGUCAGACAUUGAAGAGUUCAUAUUGAAACUGGUACAUGAUACAGUGCGUUUGCGUGAAGAACAACACAUACAGCGUAACGAUUUCAUAGAUUUAUUAAUUGAGAUGAAAAACUCCAAAGAUACGAGAGGCGUACCUUCAAUGGGUAUUGACGAGAUGGCUGCACAAGUGUACAUCUUUUUUCUUGCUGGUUAUGAGACCAGCUCUAGUAACUUGAGUUAUGGGCUAUAUGAGUUGGCGAAGAAUCCCCACGUGCAGGAGAAGGCGAGAGCAGAAAUUUUCAGCGUUUUAAAGAAACAUAAUGGCGAGUUGACAUAUGAGGCUAUGAUGGAGAUGACAUAUUUGGACCAAGUUAUAACAGAGGCUCUACGUAUGUAUCCAGCACUUGGCGCUCUCAAUCGUGUCUCAGUUGACGACUACAAAAUACCCGAUACGGAUAUCACACUUGAAAAGGGCACUCUCAUCUACAUACCCGUGAAAGAGAUACAUUAUGAUCCGGACAUCUAUGACAAUCCAAAGGAAUUCCGUCCGGAACGCUUCCAUCCCGAUGAAGUGCAAAAACGUCACCCUCAGGCUUUUCUCGGUUUCGGUGAUGGACCUCGUAAUUGUAUUGGUCUCCGAUUUGGACGUAUGCAAGUGCGCGUUGGCUUCAUAACUCUGCUCAAAUCUUAUCGCUUCAGCUUCUCAGAGAAAACACCAGCAGAAUUAGAAAUUUCUAAAUUUAGUAGAGUACUUGUACCGCGGAGCAAAAUAUGGCUAAAGGCCGAAAAAUUGGAAAAAUGGUCAAAAACCAACCUCAAAAAGUCAAUAACUCAUAUAGUUCCGGCUCAAAACUUCGCACACAAGAUGGUUCUCUCUUUUGUUAUAUUCUCCACGCUUUGUUUGCUACUGGUCAGCUACCUACGCUACAAGUUCCAGUACUGGGAACAGCGUGGAGUGCCACAGGCAAAUACUAACUAUCUUGGAAACUUCUUCCUCAUAAAAUCUAUGCAUAAAAUGGAACUACUACGCGAAUACUAUAAAACAUCCUACGGUACCUACGUUUUCACCAAACCCAUACUCAUUGUAUUUGACUUGGACUUGGCAAAGACCAUGCUAAUCAAAGAUUUUAACAAACUUAUGGAUCGCUUUCAACGACGCGAGAACAAUACGCACAAGUUCGACAUUCUCAAUGAGACGCUUUUUCGUGUGGGCGGUGACAGGUGGGGUCAAUUGCGCAAGAAACUUACACCGAUAUUCACAACGGCGAAAAUGAAGUUUAUGUUUCCCACGCUGUUGACGGUGGCGCAUCAAUUGGAAGAGGCUUUCAGCGCGCACUUAGCUAAGACGCCAAGCGGUGAUGUAGAAUUAUACGAUUGGAUGGCACGCUUUACCACCGAUGUGAUUGCUCACUGCGCCUUCGGUGUUGAAUGCAAUAGCUUAAAGGACCCUACUGUGAUAUUUCGUCGCAUGGGACAUCGUAUUUUCCAUCCAAAGUUUAUAUCCAUACGUCUACGUACAUUUAUGCUUACAUAUCCUGCUAUUUUUAAACUUUUGAAAUUUUUCAACAUCAAAGAACAUUCAAAAGACGUAGAAGACUUUGUGGUGCAGAUUGUACGUGAUACAUUGCGUUUGCGCGAAGAACAAAACAUACAACGUAAUGACUUAAUUGAUUUGUUGAUUGAGUUGAAAAACUCACAAGAUAAGGAAGGCGUGCCUCCAAUGGGUGUUGAAGAGAUGGCUGCACAGGUAUUUGUUUUUUUCACUGGCGGCUUUGAGACCAGCUCUGCUGGCUUGAGCUGUGGGCUAUAUGAAAUGGCGAAGACUCCCCACGUACAGGAGAAGGCGAGAGCGGAAAUUAAAAGCGUUCUUGAAAAACAUAAUGGCGAAUUGACAUAUGAGGCUCUGAUGGAGAUGACAUAUUUGGAUCAAAUUAUAACAGAAACAGUUCGCAAAUAUCCACCGCUCUCUGCUAUUACUCGUAUCUCGACUGAUGAAUACAAGUUGCCCGGCACAAACAUUACCCUCGAGAAGGGCACACAUAUUUAUAUACCCAUGAAAGAGAUCCAUUACGAUCCGGAUAUCUAUGAAAAUCCUCAAGAGUUUCGCCCGGAGCGCUUCCACCCAGAUGAAGAGCAAAAGCGUCACUCUCAAGCCUUUCUCGGUUUCGGUUUUGGACCACGUAAUUGUAUUGGUAUCCGCUUUGCUCGCAUGCAAGUGCGCGUUGGGUUUGUAACUUUGCUAAAAUCUUAUCGCUUCAGCGUAUCGGAGAAGACACCAGCACUUAUAGAGUCUGCUAAAUUAAAUUCAGUAGUUGUGCCUGGUUCCAAAAUUUGGCUUAAGGCAGAAAAAUUGUGAAGAUAAAACUUAUAUUACUACAUUAUUCUAAGGACGCUGAAAGAUAAUCUGAAUUUUAGAAUUUUUAAUAAAUAGUACUUAUUAAAUUUUAGGUCGAGCAGAUGGAUUGAUAUGU
Molecule: messenger RNA, 3352 nt
Organism: Bactrocera tryoni
Lineage: Eukaryota; Metazoa; Arthropoda; Insecta; Diptera; Tephritidae
Molecular function (GO): heme binding; iron ion binding; monooxygenase activity
Source: RefSeq, a predicted model, not a curated record